GUGCAAGUGACUCUUCUUUUUGUCGCGAUAGCGACGCCAACGCGUGUCAAAACUCUGUUCUGCCCCGCGCAGGUCUGUGAAAAACCUAGAUUGCCAAAAUGAAUAAAGAUGCCCAGAUGAGAGCAACCAUUAACCAAAAGCUAAUAGAAACAGGAGAGCGAGAACGCCUUAAAGAGUUGCUGAGAGCCAAAUUAAUUGAAUGCGGCUGGAAGGAUCAGUUGAAGGCACAUUGCAAAGGCUUUGUCUUCUAAUGGAUGGAUUAAAAGACUUAAAAUAUCGGUCUUGGUCUUCCCCAGAUGUCAUUAAAGAAAAAGGAUUAGAGCACGUUACUGUUGAUGAUUUGGUGGCAGAAAUCACUCCUAAAGGCAGAGCCUUGGUACCAGACAGUGUAAAGAAGGAACUCUUGCAAAGAAUCAGAACCUUCCUUGCCCAGCAUGCCAGUCUUUAACUUCGACAUUCGUCUGGGAUACUGUGUUUCUGUUUCUGUAUUAUGUCAAUCAUGUCAGGAUUUGAAUGCAGUUUACAUACUUAAGGAUGGAAAAUCUUUUUUUUUUUUUGUAUGAUGAGUUGAAGUUUCCUUACACUGCAUCGAUUUCUUAAACUUGGUGUUAUUUUAAUAAAAACUUUUGUGGACUUGUG
Molecule: messenger RNA, 639 nt
Organism: Harpia harpyja (harpy eagle)
Lineage: Eukaryota; Metazoa; Chordata; Aves; Accipitriformes; Accipitridae
Gene: ENY2
Product: ENY2 transcription and export complex 2 subunit
Exons: 4
Coding region: 200-448 (82 amino acids)
Biological process (GO): poly(A)+ mRNA export from nucleus; positive regulation of DNA-templated transcription; regulation of transcription by RNA polymerase II
Cellular component (GO): nuclear pore; SAGA complex; DUBm complex
Molecular function (GO): chromatin binding; transcription coactivator activity
Source: RefSeq, a predicted model, not a curated record